CAACACUUUUGGAAUCACCUUUGACGACUCUUUGUCCACCUGGGUCUGACCUGCUUGGUGUUGCUGGGACACCUGGAGUCCACCUUCCCGCUCAGUCAGCUUGUGUUGGAUUUUUGGUUGUGGUUCUUCUUCAGAUGGAGCUGCUGUGCUGAAGAGGCAGUACUGAGCUGAGCAGUUAAGUUGGACAGCGGUCCGGAGGUCCCCCCAGCCCUGUGAAGAUGUACGGACUGUACUUGGAAGCGGUCAACGACUACAUCAAUGAAUCCUAUGGUGAGGACGUGUGGCGGCUGAUUGAGAACCGAGCCGAGAUCCCUCACCUCAAGUUUGUCAGGCAUCAGAUGUACAAUGACAACCUUAUCCUGCGUCUUGCGAAGGCAGCGGGUGAAGUGUUGGGAAAAACCCACGAUGAGCUGAUGUACGCCUUUGGAGUCUACAUGGUCAAGAGGAUUGGAAACUAUGGCUAUGAGCGUAUCCUGAAGGUGUUGGGGCGAAAUGUGCGCGAUUUCAUCAAUGAGCUGGAUAACCUGCACGAGUACUUCCGCUUCUCUUUCCCGAAAGUGCAGCCCCCGAGCUUCUGUGUGGAGGAGGAGUGUGAGACCAGCCUGACGCUGCAUUACCGCAGCACCCGCAAAGGCUUCACACAGUUCGUUAAAGGCCAACUCUCCCAAGUGGGCCGCCAGUUCUACAACACAGACAUUGAAGUGGAGAUCUUGUCCAAAGAGGAGACAGAGAAGAUGACGUACGUGGUCUAUAAGAUGAACUUUGACAAUGCCGCCUUCAAGCACCGCAUGCCCCAACAAAAGACAGCACCUAGCUAUGAAAAGCUUCCCAUGAAGCGAGGUAUCUUUUUUGACAUGUUCCCCUUCAGUGUCAUCUUCCGGCGCGACAUGACCAUGUACCGCAUUGGCGACGGCCUCAAAGAGGUGUUCUCUGACCUCCAGGGCAAGAAGGUCAACGAGGAGUUCACUCUGGUCAGGCCAAUGCUGGAGUUCAGUUGGGACAACAUCUACACCCACCUAAACAAUGUCUUUGAGCUGCUGUCUAAAGCAGUGGUAGAGAGCAAACAAAAAGUCAACAUUCCCAAAUUGAACAAAGAGGAACCCGAAGAGAAAGAGGAGAGCGAGAAAGCCAAAAGGGAAGAAGAAAGAGAGCAAAAGUCAGUGGAGGAGAUGAAGGGCACAGACCAAGAGUACAGUAGCGCUCUGACUCAGUACAACAGCUCUGCCAACUCUGGAGGAGAAGACAUCGAGCUGCUGGCCUUCCAGACAGUCACAGGCAAAUGCAGUGAGACCAUCUUUGAAGACAUGCGGGAACCCCCUAAAAAGCCUCUCCACCUGAAGGGCCAGAUGAAGUACGUCCCCCAGUGGGAUUCCCUCAUCUUCCUAGGGACGCCCAUCAUUGAGACAGUGGAGGACAUGAUCAAGAUGGGCGUGUAUGUCAAUGAUUUGAACCUGCAUGACUCCAGCAGAGAGCUGAUCUUGGCCGGGACGCAGCAGUCGGCUGAGCUGCAACUGGCCCUUGACCAGGAGCAACAAAAGUAUGCUCAGCUGCAGGAAAUCAUCAAGAAGCUGGACGAAGAGAAGAAGAGAGGAGACUCCUUGCUGUACGCCAUGAUCCCCAAAGCUGUGGCUGACCGCCUCAGGAAGGGAAUCACAGCUUUGGAAACAUGUCAGGUCUUCCCUGAUGUGACCAUCCUGUUCAGCGACGUGGUCAAGUUCAAUGAAAUCUGCAUCCACAUCACGCCCAUGCAGGUGGUGGACAUGCUCAACGAGAUCUACAUUGUCUUUGACACGCUCAGCGAGAAGCACAACGUCUACAAGGUAGAGACAAUCCGUGAUGCCUACAUGGUGGUGGCGGGCGUUCCCAACAAGACCACAUUCCAUGCACAUCACAUCUGUGACAUGGCCUUGGACAUGCUGAGCUCCAUCGACCACCUGAAGGACCCGUCCACUGGGGACAACAUCCAGAUCAGAGUGGGUAUCCACUCGGGAAUGGUGGUGGCUGGCGUGGUGGGUCUGAAGAUGCCUCGAUAUUGUCUCUUUGGAGACACUGUGAACACGGCCUCCAGGAUGGAAAGCAAUGGCGUGGGCAUGCAGAUACACAUCAGUCAGACCACCAAAGACCACCUUGAACACGAGCCCUACAUCAUAGAGGAGAGGGGCAAGAUCUUUGUCAAGGGUAAAGGCUACAUGAAGACUUACUGGCUGAAAGGAAAGAAAGAUCUUUCCUUCAAGACUCCAGCUGAGCUGCGUUACAGCAGCGAGCAGAAGGACUCUGAGGACAAAAGUUCUAAUGGCUCCACGAGCCCCAGUGUCAAGCGCAUGGCCUCCAGCCUCCCCAUCUGUGGUGGCGAGGAGCAGGCGGAGGGCAAGCCGAGCCCCAGCGACCUCCCACCGGAUGCCCUGCCCCAGGCGGAGGCUGCCAACGAGGCCCUUACUAAUUCAAGCGAGCUUCAAGAAAAAGAGAAAUCCAAAAAGACUAAGAACAACAAGGGCACCAAGCUGGACGCCUCCCAGGGAAAUGCCAUGUCCGAGUUGCUGCCGCCCUCCGAUGGGCUGGAGAACCCGGGCCCGCUCCUAUACAACAAGAGGAACAGCUUCAGGCAGCAGUAUGCCAAGCUGCCCACCAACCUGCCCAUAAGGAGUGCCUCCUGCACUCUCCUCUGAGUCCACACCAUCACGCCAGGUGCCAUGUCAUGAUGUUGACAACAUGAAACAUUAUGACACCAUCACGCCACGACACGAUACCGUGGUGCCAUGACAACAUGACAUCAUGAUGCUGUGACGUGAUGUUGCCAUGAUGCCGUGGCCCUAUUACAUCAUAAUGAAAUCAUAAUGCCGCGGUCCAUGACAAUAUGACAUCAUCGUGAUGCCGUGGCCCCAUGAGAUCAUGACAUUGUGAUGCUGUGGUGCCAUGAUGCCAGCGGAUGACGAGUGUGGAGGUCAGGAGAAGGAGAAGAAGUAUGACAGAUUUCAACACGUUUCAAUCCAACAUGGCGCCAGUGAGCAAUAAGUUGUCUUGUCAUACAACACAAAAAAUAAUAAUCAUUUGAUUGUCACACAAACACAAGUUUAUUACCGAUGUCCUUGAUGCUUUUUUGUUUUCAUAAUUUGUUUUUUUUUUAUAAAUUUCCCUCUUGAUGACAACAGAAUACAGGAUGUUUGGGGGGAUGCUUUUUUGUAUUGUGGUCUUUACAUUGCAGACAAACCUCCACUGAGUGUAGACAUCAUCUGUUUUGUUGAAAGUAGACACAUUAUUGCACAUCUAUGUUCUAUGUACAAGUUAUGUAGUAGGACAGGGGUCACCAACGUUUUUAUGGCCACGAGCUACUCAUUUUUGUAGAAAUGAUUUUCAUACCUUAUUUCAACCCAAACAGAUCAAAUAUGCUAGUUUCACAAAAUGCUGGUAUCCACAACUCACAUUUUAUGUUUCAGAAUACUUUUCUUUCUCGUGUUCUCACAUUAUUAACUGAAAACCUGAAUGAAAAGCAGGCUUGCGGGCACCUCCUGUGGU
Molecule: messenger RNA, 3513 nt
Organism: Dunckerocampus dactyliophorus (ringed pipefish)
Lineage: Eukaryota; Metazoa; Chordata; Actinopteri; Syngnathiformes; Syngnathidae
Product: soluble guanylate cyclase 88E-like
Exons: 17
Coding region: 219-2666 (815 amino acids)
Biological process (GO): cGMP biosynthetic process; response to oxygen levels; nitric oxide-cGMP-mediated signaling
Cellular component (GO): guanylate cyclase complex, soluble
Molecular function (GO): heme binding; guanylate cyclase activity; oxygen sensor activity
Source: RefSeq, a predicted model, not a curated record